Messenger RNA from Rhodofomes roseus, 645 nucleotides. Its product is annotated as DnaJ domain-containing protein. Gene Ontology annotation, biological process: protein refolding. The record is from RefSeq and is a predicted model, not a curated record. The transcript has 6 exons. NCBI's taxonomy places the organism in Eukaryota, Fungi, Basidiomycota, Agaricomycetes, Polyporales, Fomitopsidaceae. The coding region runs from base 1 to 645 and encodes 214 amino acids. Gene Ontology annotation, cellular component: cytoplasm.
AUGUCGAUCCUCCAGCAUACUUCAAGCUACUACAAGUUAAGCAAGCAGUAUCACCCGGACGUUAACAAGGAACCCGGGGCGAAGGAGAAGUUUCACGCGGUGAGCCAAGCGUACGACGUGCUCGGAGAUGAUCGCAAACGACGAGCAUACGACCGCUCAAUGACACAAUCCACAAGCGGACCCUCACGUACCUACGCCUCCGGAUACGACUCGCCCUACUCACACUGGUCAUACGACGUCCGGCGGCGGCGAGGCGCGACGCACGCCUGGGAGCAUCAAUACUCACACCGUCCGCCGCCCGGGCCCAGUGGGCACACCCGCCCACCGCCCGGGCGACACUACGAGCGGCCACAGGGCGCCGACCCGUUCGCCAGUGCGAACGUCCGGCGCGCGACGGGGAUGGGGCACGCACGGGCGACGGGCGCGGAGGCGCGAGAGGAGGCGCGGGCGCGCGAGCAGAAUCGGGUGCAUAGCGAGAGUGGGUUUUGGCGUAUCGUGCAAGUUGUGGGGGUGGUAAUGGUCGUCGCGACGGAUGUAGACACCGCGAAACUUCUGCAGUGUACGAUAGACCAGCCACACAUCACGACUGUAGAGGUGCACGCAUUACCACUCAUGUCAGUGAAAGCCCAGCAGCAGCACUCCUGA